UUUAAUUAAUGAUUGAAGAAGAAUACAGACCUGAAGAAAAGGCUUCUAUAAAAAAGAAAUACAAAGUGUUUUAAACUUUAGCUUCAAUGAUUCGAUAAAGAGGUUUCAUUGAACCAACAAAGAUUCUUGAUGAAGAUGAGUCCUGGGAAUAAUUUGAAGCCAAAUAUCGAACAGAUGCUUUACCAAAUAGAAUAAUAUGCUUCAAAGUAAAAAUGAAAUUAUCAUAUAUUAGAGAGAAGAUGAAACAGAUAAAUUGCUUAUAAUAUUUUACACUAAAUAAGCAGCUCUAACUUUGGAUGAUGCAAAAAAAAUUAUAGUUGAUUUUACAAAUCAUUAAAUUAAGAGACUUAUAAUGGUUUUCCCUACUGAUCCAUUUGCUACAAAACCAUAAAUUGUAGAUAAAAAAGCAAGAUUAUUUAUCGAUUAAGUUAAUUCCAUUCAAACUUAUUCAUUUGAAUUAUUUGGAGAAGAUGAUUUAGUUUAUGAUGUAACAAAACAUGAACUAGUACCUUAACAUAUAAUAUUAAAUGAAAAAGAAAAAGAAGUAAUACAAUUAUUUAAUUUUUAGUUAUUAUAAAGAAAAUAUGGUUUAGUAGAUAAUUAAUUACCAAGAAUUUUAUAAAGUGAUCCAAUUGCAAAGUUUUUAGGUCUUCAUCAUGGAGAUGUUGUCAAAAUUAUAAGAAAAAGUGAAACAGCUGGGUUAUAUGUCACCUAUAGAAUAGCCAUAUGAUUUAAAAUAUAUAGC
Messenger RNA from Paramecium sonneborni, 745 nucleotides. The record is from the annotation of a GenBank genome assembly. NCBI's taxonomy places the organism in Eukaryota, Ciliophora, Oligohymenophorea, Peniculida, Parameciidae.